CCUGCCGAUAAACCGCUCUGCAGGGUACGGUGUGGUUGGGCACUCGAUGGGAGGCCAGGCGACAGCGUUCAGCGCGGCGCGCAACUCCUCCUCCCACAACAUAAGCGCGGCCGUCCUGCUACACCCCUUCACGCACACCUACCCCGCGCUGCGCGUGCCGUUCCUCGUCUUUACUGGCACGGCGGAGGACACGGCGCCGCCGGCGUGGUCCAAGGCGCUGUUCGACGCGCCGGGCGCCUGGCCCGUCCGGGGCCUGGUCAACAAGGUGGGCGCCACGCACCACGAGCCCCAGAGCGGCACGGACUACAACCCGAGGCUAGCCUACUUUGCAGCCGCCUGGCUCAAGCUCUACCUGACGCGCACUCCGCGCGGAAGCGGGCUCGACUUUGAGGCGGCGAUCUUUGGCAACUCGACGGGCAGCCUCUGCGGCGGCGGCGACGGCAAGGUGCUGGACUGCGAGCUUCGACGGCGGUGAACGAGCUGCCCUCAGAAUGAUUGAUAACCCCUCCAUCAUGUGGAGGCAAGACAAGGGAGAAAGCGGAGAAAACACGCCAGGGCGCGCUUGCGGAGAGGGCGUUGUAGGCGAUCGCCGCAGUGUAUCCAAUGAGACAAAACAAACUCGAUCGUAAGUCGCAUGC
This is a messenger RNA of Emiliania huxleyi CCMP1516, 638 nucleotides long. RefSeq lists its product as hypothetical. The transcript has a single exon. Bases 47 to 475 code for a protein of 142 amino acids. Lineage: Eukaryota; Haptophyta; Isochrysidales; Noelaerhabdaceae. The record is from RefSeq and is a predicted model, not a curated record.